This is a messenger RNA of Nasonia vitripennis (jewel wasp), 8900 nucleotides long. Its product is annotated as endoplasmic reticulum aminopeptidase 2. The record is from RefSeq and is a predicted model, not a curated record. The coding region runs from base 1431 to 4520 and encodes 1029 amino acids. Gene Ontology annotation, cellular component: cytoplasm. Gene Ontology annotation, molecular function: peptide binding; metalloaminopeptidase activity; zinc ion binding. Gene Ontology annotation, biological process: peptide catabolic process; proteolysis. The transcript is spliced from 15 exons. Lineage: Eukaryota; Metazoa; Arthropoda; Insecta; Hymenoptera; Pteromalidae.
UCGUCGGCGCACGGCGCUCAGCAUCGCCGCCCGACCUGUAGAGAGACACGCAGCUAGUCGAGCAGUCAGUAGUAGCCUAGUGGUAGUCCUAGUGUGUGGAGCCGUCCGCGGAACGACGCUCUUUCUCACUCGUAGUACAUACAUACACACACACACAGAUAUAGACUGUGUGUUGUUUCGCUCCUUUUGUGUGUCUGUUUGUGUGCUUCGUUCAGUGUCCUGUGGAUGUUGCCGGAGCUUUCGAGCGGACGAGUCGCUGGAGAUCAGAGCCGAGCCGCACCCUCUGUCCAAUCUCGACGCUGUCCGAUGAUCCGCACCAGCGAAGGUGAAACCAUCAGAGCCGAGGGUCGAGCGUUAAUUGACCGGCAGCAGGGAUGAUUUCUUAACGGAAACCACGAUACGCCUUUCCUUUUUUCUCUCCAGAGGAGCAGGCGCAGAGGGAAAAGCGAGACGCAUGUGGACUUGACACUUUCGAGCGAGCUUCCUUGGUAUGAGCUUGCCAGAACCGGAGGAGGAUCGAUCGCUCUCCAGAUAGCCGAGACACGCCGCGAAAAAAUAAACGUCCUAGAUAAUGUGAUCCGUCGAUCGCGCCGAGAAUAUAACGUCUUCGAUCGUAUAAGUAUAUAUCAACGUGCCAAAUAUACAGAUAUAAAUUUACACACGCUUAGCUUAAAACAGAAGUCUAUGUAUACACACAAGAGAGUUUUGAAAUGUUAUUAUAUAUAUUAUAUUGAUCAUAAGAAAUAUCUAUGUAUCUUCGCUUGGGAACAAAGUACUACAGCAUAACUGCACGCGCGUACUCUCGACUUUUUCACCUUUUCGCAUUUUUCACCGCCUCCGUGUUGUAAUACGUGCCGCGCUUUUUUAAAAGUAGAUUCGUCCGCAGGGUUGCUUGACUGAUAUUUUCUCCGUGAGCCGCGAGAAUUACCGCGCGGCUAAAGUACGAGCCUUACGCUGAGACCAAUUUUCUGAGAAGUUGAAGAAACGGCGAAGCAAAACAAAAAGUAGAACGUACGAAGAAUUCGUGAAAUCCUCUGGCGCGCUCUGGAGACGCAUGAGGGAAUUAUCGAUGCCGAGAUAACGGACAUAACCUCGUCUCGCACCUGAUCGCCAUCUGACUCGAACACGAUCUUCUUCCACACUUUCCCUUCCGGAAUCUCACUUCCACGCAUUGAGGUCACAGCCGAGAAUAAAGUACGCAGUGUACAGCAUCUCUAUGAAUACAUCAUCAGCUCCGACGAUGACCUGAUUGUGGGCGUCCUCCAGACAGCUUUCGUCGUCAUCGUCCAGAGAUGAUGACCUAACCUCCAAGACCACGUGACGCUCCCUCCCCACCCUAACGUACCUUCCGAGAAAUUCCACACGAGAGAGAGAGAGAGAGAGAGAGAGAGAGAGAUAAAGAGGGAAAAAGGACAGCCAGUGCCGUGGAAAUGCCGGGACCGACGACUGCGUCCUCUGGACGCACGAGCAGCGAAGCCAUCCGCAUGGAGCCCUUGGGGAGGACUUCCAGCUCGCGCAGUCCUGGACAGAACGGCAACGCCAACAGCGAGGCUGCCAGAAGCGGCGCAGGAGAGACAAAUCCAGGCCUGCACAAGCGCAACAUCUACGAGCAGAACGGCGUGGCCGUGUGCUCGCAAAAGCGGGCGCUCUGCAUAGCUACAGUCGUGUUCGCGACUCUAUUCGCCAUAUCACUCAUCAUCGCCUUCGCGGGACCACAAAAUGCUCUGAGCAGAAGUUUCAACCAACGAUUUUUGCAAUAUUUCCAUCAUGACUGCCCUUGCGCUGGAGAAAAGCCAGCGAACUUGGAAAUCGAAGAGGACGAGGAAAGCAGCGAGCCGCUUGCGACCAACGGCCAGAUCUUUCCAUGGGACAACGUCAGAUUACCAAAUUUCGCACAUCCGACGCGGUAUAAUAUCACAAUCCAUCCAAAUCUCACGACGCUGGAAGUCAAAGGACAAGUCACGAUCGAGUUUUACGUCGACCGAGAGACCAAUUUUAUCGUCUUCCAUAGCAAAAACUUGACAAUAAACGAAAAGAUGGUACAGGAUCGCAAGGGUCACAGAUUAAAGAUCGCGAAGCUGCUCGAAUAUCCCAAGCAUCAGCAGCUUUACCUCGAGCUCGAGGAGAGCAAGUUUCGAAAGAGGGGGAACUACACGGUACACUUGAGGUUCAUCUCGAAGCUGAAGAACGAGCUCGAGGGCUUCUAUCUCAGCAGUUACGUCAACGCCAAUGGCGAAAAAAGCUUUUUCAACGGUCAUAGGUACCUGGCAACGACGCACUUCGAGCCGACGUACGCACGCUCGGCUUUUCCCUGCUUCGACGAGCCUCAGUAUAAGGCCAAAUUCAAGGUGUCCAUAUUCCGGGACCGUUUCCAUAUCGCUCUCUGCAACAUGCCGGUGGUCAACACGGAAGAUGCGGGUUUCUAUAUGGGCACGGGACUCCUGCGCGACGACUUCCAAGAGUCCGUGGAGAUGUCGACGUACCUCGUGGCCUUCGUCGUCUGCGACUUCAAGCGAGUCUCUCAGAUGACGAGGCGCAACGUCAGUGUGAGUGUCUACGCGGCCGAGACGAUGCUGCCGCAGGCCAACUACUCCGUCAGGACAGCAGCCAGGACAAUGGACUACUUCGAAUCGUUCUUCGGAGUUCAGUAUCCACUGCCUAAGUUAGAUUUAAUAGCCAUUCCGGACUUCGCUGCCGGAGCCAUGGAAAACUGGGGCCUGAUAACUUACCGCGAGACAUCGAUCCUGUACGAUCCCAGCGAGACGUCGACCGCAGCCCACGAGUGGGUAGCCGUCGUGAUCGCCCACGAACUAGCCCAUCAAUGGUUCGGAAACCUUGUUACCAUGAAGUGGUGGAACGACUUGUGGCUGAACGAGGGCGCCGCCAGCUACUUUGAAUACAAGGGUGUCAACUUCAUCUCGCCCGAAUGGAGCAUGAUGGACCAGUUUAUCCUGGACAAGAUUCAGCCUGCCCUGGACCUGGAUGCGCUCGCCAGCAGUCAUCCCAUCAGCGUUCCUGUGAAAGAUCCGUCUGAGAUCGAGGCAAUCUUCGACACCAUCAGUUACAACAAGGGUGCCUCGAUACUGUACAUGUUGGAAGGAUUCCUAUGCGAGGACGUGCUCAAAGCUGGGCUCAAUGAUUACCUGGGCAUGCAUGCUUAUGGUAACGCCGAUACCAAUGACCUGUGGUCCGUGUUUACGAAGCAUGUCAAUCGAACGUUCGAUGUCAAGGCCAUAAUGGACACGUGGACGAAGCAAACAGGUUUCCCUCUGAUAACAAUCUCAAGAGAGGGUAACAUAAUCACGGCGUCGCAGAAGCGAUUCCUGGUAUCGCCUCAUGAGAACGAUACCGAACUACAUAUACCCAAAUCGCCGUUCAACUACAGAUGGUACGUGCCUCUGAGUUAUUACACUAGCAAGGAACCGAAGGACGUCCAGAAUGUUUGGAUGAACAUGUCCGAUGUAACUUUUGAAAUUCCGGCCGACGUGGAGUACAUCAAGUGCAACGUCAAUCAGACGGGUUUCUACCGAGUUUCGUAUCCAGAUGACAUGUGGUCCGCGAUAAUCAAUACCCUUCUCAAAGACCACACCAAGUUCAGUCCAGCUGACCGAGCAAAUCUCAUCGACGACGCGUUCACGCUGUGCAAGGCCGGUGAACUUAAUGCCUCGAUACCACUGCAACUAUCCCUCUAUCUACUGAAUGAGAGAGAUUACGUGCCCUGGGCAACGGCUCUCAACUACCUCCACUCGUGGAAAGAAAAGCUGAGCGAGAGCUCGGCGUACAAACGUUACAUCAUAUUUUUGAAGAUGUUACUCGCACCCGUUACCAAAUAUGUCGGAUGGAGCGACGAUGGAUCCCACUUAAAAAAAUUACUACGAAUCUCAGUACUGCAGUCAGCGGUAGACCUGCAACUGGACGAGGUGGUGAAACCAGCCAAGAGUCUCUUCGACGACUGGAUGCUGCGCAAAAAGAGUAUAGCUCCCAACAUCCGCGAUGUGGUGUAUGCCGCGGGUGUGAAGUUUGGUAGUCAGGAUGAGUGGAACUAUUGCUGGGAUACAUAUCGAAAUACUCUCUAUCCCAGUGAGAAGCGUAUAAUGCUUCAGGCGCUAGGAGCGACGACGGAUCCCUGGCUCUUGCAGCGAUACUUGCUGCAAACUCUCGAUAGGGAUCAGGUCAGGCCGCAAGAUGUCGAAGCGGUGAUAGCAGCGGUUGCCAGAAAUUCCGAGGGCAAGCUGUUAGCCUGGAGGCAUCUCAAAGCUCACUGGCCUCAUAUUCAGGGUCUGUUUGGUAAUGGAUCGCUGACGAUGGGUGGACUGAUACAAGUUGUCACCUCCGACUUCUUCACCGAGUACGAUUACCAUGAGGUAAAAGCGUUCUUCAAAGACAUUGAUGUGGGAAGUGGUCAAAGGAUGCUUGAUCAAAGUCUGGAAACUAUAAAGUUCAACAUCCAUUGGGUGAAGGAAAACGCGGAAACGAUAGACGAAUGGUUGAUCGACUUUUUGAAUAAAAAGGCGAGUUAAUCGAGGUAAAUCUUUUACUUCCGAGAUCGAGCAGAAAAUGAAUCGCGAUAAGCUCCAGAUACGUAAAUCAUUUCUGUUAUUUACGCAUUUUUUGCAUCGGAACGUUUUUUACGUGUAACGAAUGAUCGUAGCAUCGUAUAAAUCAAUUUACUUUAGAUCCUUUUUACGUACUAUGUAUAAUAUUUAUUGUAUAAUCAAUUCAAUUUUUCGAGACAGAACUCAAAUUUCUAUAUAAUAAUAAUUUGAGACUCUUUGCGUUCCGAAGAAGUUAUACUACGUAGCGAAAUGCAUCUAAAUGUCAUGCGAUCGACCAAUUAACGUUAAGUUGAUUUCGAGGACGGAACGUGAACGCGAUAAUCAUUUUUCCGAGUUAUUCCGAAAAUUUCAUACGUAAUCAUGAGAAUGAAAUGGAAAAUUAAAAAAAAAAAACGACUGAUGCAUACGUGCUGAUUGCGAGCAAGCGAAGAUAAAAAGAGGAUCAAUCGCGCGUUUAUAAAGCGAGUAUUCGAGUAGCAUAUCAAAGUGGGAAGAGGGACCCAGGGCAAGAAAUUCGCUGACUUCUCGUCUUGAAGAGGCGUCGUUGAGUCAGGUCGCAAAUCUGGGGGUUAAGCAAACAAAAGUGUAAAGGCAUGAGUUUUUUUUAAGAUCUAGUACGACACAAAUAGGAUAUUUUACUACGCUGAGUCUUGAAGUGCGGAUGUCGAUGGUGAUGAUUACAAUUAUAAUUAUAAAGGCGAUGACGGCGAUGAUGGUGAUGGUGAUCUAGAUUUAGAUAAUUAUAUGAACGUAGCUUUGUGCGGUGUGCAUUAAUGUGUGUGAAUUUAAAAGAAAAAAAGAUGUCUCAGACGCCCGUAACAGUAUAAUAGCGCCCAAGAAGGAAUUUUUUCAAGCGGUUGCAUAUAUUAUAUAAAUAUACAUCUUUCUCGUUCCUUGUACCUCAUGAUUGAUAUACGGUUACUUAGAAACCUUCUUUUUUAAUUUUUAUACGUGCAUUUAAAUAUAAAACGACACCAAAAUUUUCAGUCUCUUCAAUCCGAUCCACAUCUAUGAUACAAGUAUAUAACAUAAUAUACUAAUUCAAAUUUCUUAACAAUAUAUUUUCAUUUUUGUUAGAGAUGUAGGGUAUUUUUAAAAUUUUUACUAACUUUUUAUAAGAUUUCUUAAAUUUGUAAUGGAGUUACGCAAAGUACGAGGAUAAAUACAAAAUUCUAUUUCUGUGAUUUCGCACAAUUGAUAUAUAGACGUACGUUAAUUUUCUUAUACCUAUAUUAUUCCUUCUCAAAUUGAAUAAAUUCGAAUCGCGAGUUGAUUGAUAUACCUAGAAAAUUAAUUAAUAGAUUUUUUAAAGAUAAGCAUCUAUAAACUCAGACACAGUGAUUUCUCGCAAGACCUAAUCCGUUCCUUAUUCAAACACCUGCCAAUACAACAAAGUACUUCAACACCAAAGUUAUUCUUAACGAUAUUAUUAAAAACCGUUGACGAUUCAAUAUACAAUCAUUUAUAUAAUAGUUGUACAUGUAUUAAUCUAAUAACGUACUAAUUACUUUUUUCAAUGAAUACUCGCUAUAACUCAGUGCAGUAUCCGUUUUCGCUUUAGCUGAAAGUAUACAUAGAAAUCGCAUGUUUGGAUCGAAAAAAAGUUCUUCUUGUGGCCGCCGCGAUGUAAAGAUAUUGUAGAGGAAAACGUGCGAAUCCUAUGUCAAUGAAAGAAACUAAUUCCUGCCCCCGUCCGCUUUGUGAAAAAAAUUAAAUUAUGUACUUAAAAUAUAAAAACGCGGAAUAUUUAUUGUAAAGCGAUAUGCUACGUCUCUUUUUGAUACGAUUUCUUCUUGUAUUAUCUCUUUAACACUGCUUAUUAACUACAGAAGCUAUUUGCUAUUGAAUUUAUAAAAUGAAAAAAUGUGAAUUACUCGUACGAUUUUCGAUACAUAUGGGGAAUCGCCAAUCAACUGAGAAUUCAAAACACCGCUCAAAAGCGAAUUCGAGAAAGAACGGGAUAUUCUUUUUUUCAAAUGCAUUUAAACGCAAGAUAACAAUUUCCUACACAGACUUCGACGCAUAUUGGACACAAAGAUGGAAAAAAUUUUUCGCACUGUAAAUAUAGGUGAGAAACUUAUACCGUGCAUCGAAGUGAAAUUUAUAAUGGAAUAAUCGUCAGCAACGUUUCAGAAGUCGAACGUUUUAACGUGAAGAUUGCUUUUUUGUCCGAGUCUUUUCAUUAAUAGCUCCUUGAAAAAAAGAAAUGCAAAAUAUUAAUAACGGUGGUAUGUUUUCGUACGAGCAUGCAGGUUUCAUCACUAAAAACGUUGCACAUGAUCGAGGCGAAGAAAUUUAAAUAAAAUAGAAAACAUGAAAGAAAAAUCUUGCGGAAGCUGAAGAGAUUUUCUUUCCUCGAAGCUUCCAACUCUCUUACAAACACACAAUCCCACACCCGUAUACACGCAUGACCUGACGUCGAAUCUGUAGAUUUUGAUAUACGCUCCCGAGAACAAAAAAAAUACUGCGAAUUAAUGAAUCGACGCACACAAGAUAACUGAAGUAAGGGAAAAAAGAAAGAAAGAAAAAAGUAUAAAAAAAAAGAUAAUGUAAUCUCUACCUUAAACAUUUGUAAAUAGCCUAUUUUUUCACUGAACAAAAUAAUAAGAAAAAAUUCCUCAUUGAAAAUCGUUGAUUGCGAGUGCGCGAGUGUAGAUGAUUAUAUAACGGCAUACAUGUGCGGCGAGGUAGAUAUAUCGAAGGCAAUGCGAUAUGCUAUAAUUAUAAUCGAAUCGAGGUGUAUAUCGAUUGGCCUACUAUUACGGCGACUAUUGUAAUUAAUUAAAUGUAUACAAUACAAGUUUACGGUGCACGAGAAGCUCGAUGAGAGAUGACGUGGAAAAAAAAUCAAUUUUCCGUAAACCUUGUAAUGUGAUGGGGGCUCUAACUUUAUAUGAAUUGUUUUGUUCAUACUCGAGGUGCCGCUGCCACCAUUACCGCGAUUUAGAAUCUCAACAUUUUGUAAACUUAUUUUAUGAUUCCUUCGUUGCUUUUUUUUUCUUACUUCCUCGCGCGUUCGUUUAUAUGUUAUAUGUGUAUGUUGAACUUUUUUAUGUUUUUUGUUUGUUUGUUAACAAGACGCGACUUUGAACAGUGCUUUUGUUUGUUGAGAAAAAAGAUUAAUUCCUAUUCUAUAUAUGGUAUGUUAAUUUUUACAACAAUGAUGGCUGAUGAUUCGAAAUUCCAAACAGUAAAUAAAACAAAAAGCACUGUUUCGAAAUUAAUGAAAAACUGCCAUAAGUUAUGCUUUUCUGUGAAUAGUAAUGAUUAUGUGCGUUUGAUCUUUAAGAGAUCAGAGGAUACUAAAACAUUGUCAUACCAAAUCCCUCAUUUACUAUUUUGUAAUCUAAAUCGUACAUAAUAAAGUAGUCAAGAAUGAUGAGAAACAAUAUAAAGAGAAAAGAGUCGAUUUUCAAUGUUCGAUGCCAAAACACUGUCGUAUUUUAUUGAAUCUAGACUAAAUUUCAUAAUUUGUCGUUUAAUCAAAUCAAUCAACCGCCGCGGAAAGAAAUGGAAAAUUCGGCUGUCUUUAUACAUUUUUUGCUCAAGUUUAGUCAGAGUCGAGUGCGGAUGUAAUAUUGCAAAAUUGGAGAGGGAAACCAAAAAAUGCGGAUAUUCACACGUUAAGACUGGACACCAGAGUAAGAGUUGAUUAUUAUAUAUAUUAUGAAUUAUAGUAGACGUAUAUAUAUAUAUAUAUAUAUAUAUAUAUAUAUAUAUAUAUAUAUGUAUGUAUUUUGUGCAAUCAUGAAACGGAGCGAAGGGUUCUGCGCAUUAACUACAGUAUACAUAUUAAGUAAGCUGGAUAAAGAAAGAAUGGCGUAACCGAGCGUAAAUGUCGGACGUUCAACUUUUUUUUCUUUUAGAAACACUAGAAUAAUCUUUUUUCAUGAUUUAUUAUCCUUACCACGAUUAGGCAUAUAUAAUCGUAGGCGAUAAUAUGAGUCUAAACAACUAAUAAUUUUCUUCAAAACGUAUAACCUUGAGAGUAUUUCAGAAUUCUAAAAGAACGUUCGACACUUUAAAGCCGGGCGUUAAUGGAAGGAAAAUGGCUCCGAGAAUGUAGCGCCAUCUCUCGCAUUAGUUACGCAACUUCUAAUUAAACACUGUGAAAAAAAUACAUACCUAAAAAGGUAUAACAAAAUGUCGAAGUGAUGGCUGAUGCUCUCUAUAUAGUAUAACGUUGUCAUAGAUAUUUUGUUGUAUGAAAGAAAAGUUAAAAAAAACUGAAUAUAAAACAGAAACUCUAAUAAACGAAGAAAAACAUUUAAAAAAAUGAACAGUGCUAACCAAGACAUGUACAAGCGUACAAAUUAAAUAUAUAUAGAUUAUAUGUUUAAAGUA